Messenger RNA from Daphnia magna, 1694 nucleotides. RefSeq names its product COUP transcription factor 2. Bases 60 to 1385 code for a protein of 441 amino acids. Gene Ontology annotation, biological process: cell differentiation; anatomical structure development; regulation of transcription by RNA polymerase II. Lineage: Eukaryota; Metazoa; Arthropoda; Branchiopoda; Diplostraca; Daphniidae. The transcript is spliced from 8 exons. Gene Ontology annotation, molecular function: nuclear receptor activity; zinc ion binding; RNA polymerase II cis-regulatory region sequence-specific DNA binding. The record is from RefSeq and is a predicted model, not a curated record.
UGUCCACCGCCUUCAUCUGAACGCUUCCGGACAUCAUUCUUGAUUAAUAGGAGUGGGGCAUGGAUCGGAUGAUGGGCCCUCGCAAUAAAAUGGAAGCUCUCUGUCUUGUUUGUGGGGAUAAGGCAUCCGGCCGGCAUUACGGCGUGUCUUCGUGUGACGGAUGUCGAGGCUUUUUCAAGAGGAGCAUUCGCAGGAACUUGGACUACCUCUGCAAAGAAUCCAACCAAUGUGUCGUUGACGUUAGCCGUCGCAAUCAGUGCCAAGCGUGUCGCUUUCGCCGCUGCCUCGAAGUCAAAAUGAAACGAGAUGCCGUCCAACACGAACGAGCUCCCCGUGGCGCACUCAAAAGAUCUUUUCAGCCAGAGGCUGACACGAUACCAACGCACGCGACGUCGAUGCUGCCGUUAAAUCAUCCGCCACCGUUAACGUCUCUAAACGCUGGCUAUCCAUUCUACCCUGGAAAUUUCGCUUUUCCUUGGCGUCCAGCCCUCGGCCUACACCACGUCCCAAGACAUUUCGCACUCAACUUUCUGGCGCCUCCGCCGCUACCUCUGGUGUCCGACGACCGGCCUCUUGUCAAUCGAGUCAAAGAAGAUGAAGUCAGCAGUUCGGCGGUUGAAGAACAACCGGCGUACAAACGGAGCGAUUUGACGGCGGCUGGCUACAAGACGUCUAUUGCUACAAGUACGUCACCGGUUGCAGUGCCGACAGAUGCAGUCACUCAACUGAGCACAUCACAGUACUAUCUGGCAAGCAGAGAUGCUAAUAACGAUGAUGUUAAUGAAGCUGCUGCCCGUCUGCUCUUCCUGGCAGUUCGAUGGGCACGCACCAUUCCUUCAUUUUCUAAUCUGUCUUACCGAGACCAAUGUCUUCUGCUGGAGGAGGCCUGGUGCGAGCUGUUUAUUUUAACGGUAGCUCAAUGGGGACUCGACCUGGAAGAAGUAGUAAAUACGGUGAGGAGUUGUCCGGAAAUGACGAGCGAACGUCACGAGCUCCUACUCGAAGGUCUGCGGCAUUUGCACCAAGUGAUUGGACGCAUUCAUCUGUUACGGCUGGAUCACACUGAAUUCGCCUGCCUGAAGGCCUUGGUUCUUUUUAAACCUGAAACUGUAGGACUUCACGACAGUUUGACGAUCGAGAUUUUACAAGAUCAAACGCAAGUAAUGCUGCACGAAUAUUGUUCGUCGUCGAGCGUUCAGCAUUCGCACGAAGUGUCGAACAUGGUGCGAAAUCAUCGUCCGUCUCCCGCCGGCCGUUUCGGCAAAUUAUUGUUGGUUCUACCAGCUCUGAAGGCCGUCCAAAGCGCCAACGUUGUCGAUCUCUUUUUUCGUAAAUUAAUUGGUGAAACAUCCAUCUCCCGUCUAUUGGCAGAUUGCACUCUGUAAAAAUGCUCGUGUUUUUUGUUUUGUUUUUGUUUCAAUUUCAGUAGUAGCUCAUUAAUCGCUGUAAAAUCUAUUAUGUAUGCCAGUUGUUCAUCACCGAUUUGCAAAGAACAAAUCUAUUUUAGAUUGCUAGUCACACCGGAUUGCACUAAAACAAAAACAAAUGUCACGUGUUAGAGCAUACAGUUUAAAUAGAUAGUUAUCGUAUAUACGUAUACGUAUAUAUAGUCAUUCAUUAACCGAAUUGUAAUGCUAAUUUCCUUUAUAUAUCAUAUACGUGCGUUCUUGCAAUAUAUAUAGCCUAAUAUAGAA